Molecule: messenger RNA, 1810 nt
Organism: Populus nigra (black poplar)
Lineage: Eukaryota; Viridiplantae; Streptophyta; Magnoliopsida; Malpighiales; Salicaceae
Product: probable inorganic phosphate transporter 1-9
Exons: 2
Coding region: 61-1647 (528 amino acids)
Biological process (GO): transmembrane transport
Cellular component (GO): membrane
Molecular function (GO): transmembrane transporter activity
Source: RefSeq, a predicted model, not a curated record
CUCGCCCCCCCCCCCCCCCCCACUCAUUCUUUCCCGCUGCCCUUUCGAAGUUCUUCAGCAAUGGCAUUAAAAGUACUGUAUGCCCUUGAUGCGGCAAAAAUACAGUAUUAUCACUUCAAAGCCAUCAUUAUUGCAGGCAUGGGCCUCUUCACUGAUGCCUAUGAUCUCUUUUGUAUCCCUCCAGUCAUGAGACUUCUUGGCCGUGUAUACUACGAGGACACACCUGGUCGAGACAAAUACCAAAUCCCACGAGUUGUUCUUGCUACCAUGUUAGGCACAGCCCUGCUGGGUACAGUGAUUGGUCAACUAGUCUUUGGUAGACUUGGUGACCGAAUGGGAAGGCGCCACGUAUACGGUAUCUCAUUGAUUCUCAUGGUUUUCAGCUCCAUUGGGUGCGGUUUCUCCUUCUGCCGGACCAAAACCUGUGUUCUUGUUAGUUUGGGGAUUUUCAGGUUUUUUCUGGGACUUGGGAUUGGUGGAGACUACCCUUUGUCGGCUACAAUCAUGUCUGAAUUUGCUAAUAAGAAGACACGUGGAGCUUUCAUAGCAGCUUUGUUUUCUAUGCAAGGGCUUGGGAUUUUGGCUAGUUCCAUGGUGACUAUGGUGGUAUCAAAGAUUUUUGAGGCUGCUGCUUCCAAGAAUUUGUCAAGGAAUCAUACACCAGAAGACGCUGACAUUGUUUGGAGGUUGAUUCUGAUACUCGGUGCCGUCCCGGCUGGACUCACAUAUUAUUGGCGCAUGAUGAUGCCUGAAACAGCCAGAUACACAGCUCUGGUGGAGAAUAAUGUCCUGCAAGCAACCAAGGACAUGGAGAAGGUCUUAGAUGUUUCAAUUAGCCGAAUAGCCGAAGAUGAUCUCAUAUAUCUGCAACAAGAUCCACCAUCUUAUUCCCUACUCUCCAAGCAGUUCUUCCGUCGCCACGGUGUUGAUCUCUUCUCCUGUGCCACCACGUGGUUGCUUCUUGACAUUGCUUUUUACAGUAGCAGCCUCUUCCAGUCCCAAAUUUACAGGAUGCAUCUUCACUUGGAAAACACCAACGUUUAUGAAGAAACUUUCAAAGUUGCUGUCUUCCAAGCCAUGGUAGCACUUGUUGCUGCAAUUCCAGGGUAUUGGUUCACUGUCUAUUUCAUUGAUCGUAUUGGUAGAAGAAAAAUCCAAAUGAUGGGAUUUCUCUGCAUGGGUAUAGUUUAUUUUGCAUUAGGAAUCCCAUACCACUAUUGGGGCAAACACGAAAAUAAAGGCUUCCUAUUCCUUUAUGGUCUAACUUUCUUCUUUGCAAAUUUUGGACCCAACACCACGACUUUUAUUGUGCCGGCAGAGCUUUUUCCGGCUAGAUUUAGAUCAACUUGCCAUGGAAUUUCUGGGGCAAUGGGGAAGGUAGGUGCUUUCUUUGGGACUCUUGGGUUCUUGUGGGCUUCAAACCAUAAUGACCCAGAUGAUCUUCCAAGAAUCGGACCAAUGAGAAUUGCUCUAGUAAGUUUGGGUGUGAUUUGUCUCUUGGGAAUGGCUGUGACAUACUUGUUCACGCGAGAAACUAAUGGGAGAUCAUUAGAGGAGAAUGAGAAUGAGGACGAAAAUACAGAGCUGUGCUUGUUCAGAUGUCAUAUGGAUGCUGAUCGCCACCCAAACCCAUCUGUUCCUCAAUAGGUUACUGCUCUGUAAGGAACUAAAUAUACACAAAUCCUGUAAAUGCUAGAGCUGGACAAGAAAAAACAGAUAGAUCACCUACAAUUUCUUCUGUUUCUUUUCUCUGUUCUUCCAGCUAGAUUUUGGCUGGUGUAUUAAUAUAUGUAGAAACCAUUUUGUUGAA